CCAUUUGUGCAGUGUCAAGUCUCACGGGCUAAGAGGUUUGUCAAACCCCUAAUCUAAGCCCUUACAAGCAAGGACAGUGUAUUGGUGAGGGAUGUCCGACCGAUUUUGGUGGGCGGUCUGGGCCAGAUUUGUUGUCCCAGUCCAGCCCUGCUGGAUGGAUUCUGAUAUAUUAACAGUGUCCUGUUGUUGAAAAGAGAAUCACUUUCUUUUGAUAGACAUUAGCCUGUUUCUUUCACAUCAGUUAGGUUACUAUUUGUUUUAGCGAUGUCCAACAGUGAGUCCAUAAACAGAAUGUUGCAGAUGCAACUAAUCUUUCACUCAGCAGCUACCAGCUGUUAUUUAAUCAAUUAUGAGAUGCAAAGAGAGAGAGAGAGAGAGAAUAUGUGUGGAUAAAACAGUCCUGUUGGGUUUUACAGAGGACUCACAGUUUCCUCGUUAGCCAUUUGUUUUCCCCUGUCCUUGACCUUAAAACCCUGUGUCCUGAGGUGUGUAUGUAUCACUGCUACCUGUCCAUAGACAAAUUGAAAGUAGUCAAAAUUGUCACACAGAGACGAGCAUCCUGCAGUAUUUUAAGAGGAAGAAGACAGAGGUCACAAGAGUAGUAGUAGAAAAAACUAGGGAGGAUGAGCUUGUAAGUUGUAUGGAUAUCUACUAGACAUACUGUAUAAUCUAAUAGGUGUAACAUUAUAACUGAAUACAUUUGUACUGUGGCAGCUACAUUAACUAGCAGCUGUUCCAUGGUUUUUAUGGCAUGUAGUCGGUUUUGGUUUUCAUAAUCUCUCCUCUCCCGUCUAUUCUCCAUCUUCUGUCACUUCUCACUGGAUGCUUUCCUUCUGCCUUCUGAUUGGCUGACCGUAACCUGACCAACCCCCCGGAAGCUCCACCCCUGUGCUAACAACAACUCCAGCAGAUCAGCUGUGCUCUCAAGAUUCAGGUUCAGUCAGCUAAAAUGUUGCUCGUGGUUUUCUUGUGUUCCCUGAUUGUCUCUCUGCUCGCUGCAUCUGAAGAUCACCAAGAGAUAAAAGUGAAGCCUGGACAGGACGUCCCUCUUCAGUGUCGGGCUCUCAGAAAUGCCUCUGUCAAACUUUCAGAGUGGACCAGACCUGACCUGAAGUCAGACGGUUACGUGUUCUUUUACCGAAACGAGCGGCCGUAUGAAAACUUCCAGCAUGAAUCUUUUCAUGGUCGAGUGGAGCUGAGAGAUCCAGAGAUGAAGGACGGAGACGCUUCUGUUGUCCUGAAGAACGUCACCUUCAACGACACUGGAACAUACGAGUGUCGGAUUGUAACUAACGCACGACAAGAGAUCAAGCACCUGAUCGACCUGAAAGUUACAGACUCAGGUGGGUUAGUAGAGUCCCGACUCCUCAGGUGGGUUAGUAGAGUCCCGACUCCUCAGGUGGGUUUGUGCAGUUCAGAUUUGCUGAUAGGUCAAACCUGUUUUUCUGCUCUGCAGAUCACACAGCUGGAGACAAGGAGGGAGGAAACAAGGAUGAAUUUCGUAGCAUCGUAGUUGGACUGUCAGUUUUUGGUAUGCUGCUUGUUGUUUUUGUUGUUGUUAGUAUUUGUAGAAAAUGUAAGCAGUCAUCAGAGCAUUGUUCAUACAAACCUCCUCCUUAUAAUGACGUGACCCAGUGAGCUGAAAAGUUAGUAAUUAUUGAAAAACUCAGCGUUUCCGGUGAGUCUCAAAAACUCAAAAUUCAAUCAAAAUUUUAGGUCUUAAAAAGUCUUAAAUUCGCUGAAGUAUUGUAUUCUAGGUCUUAAAACUGGUCUUAAUAUUCCACUGUCCAUGACCUAUAUCCUCUAAUGCUCAUUGACACACUCCCAGCGCUUCAGAAUGUUUCUCCCCCCUUGGCGUUGUAGUUCUUUCUAUUCGCUAAAAUUUCAGACGAUAGUUAAUGAUUUUCAGCACAGUAACACACUCAACAUAUUGCUAGCUUCCUCUUCUUAUUCUUCAAAGGACACAACAGGUGCUGCUACAGUGAAUAGUGAGUGGGAUAUAGGAUAUAAUAUAGGAUUGGAAAAGCAAUUUAAUGGUUCUUCUUUAAGUUGUCAGGUAACUGCUCUGUUUGUACACAUACUCUACAUCUUGAUCGUUAGAUUAAAUUGGUGAGGAUAGUAAAGCAAAUUAGGGAUGCAAACUUGUCCUUAUAAGCUAACGAGGAGAUGAUUCUUUUGGAUUUUAAUGAACAAAUGAAGGCAAACGUGAACAAUUUUAUCUGUAAUGAUUCUGAGGUUUAAUGUUUAGGUGGUGAGGCUCAAAAUGAGCACCAAGCUGUUUUGAGCCUCACCUCCAAAACCAUGAAUGUAAAAUCAAUGUCAAGAGCAUCAAAACUAACCAAAUUACUUUUCCCAGAUCUAAUACUAAUUCCUCCCGAAUAGACUUCUUUAGUAAGUUUAGCUUUUGGGGUGGAGUUUAUUCAAAAUCUGCUCUAGAUUUUCCAACUUAUUGUUCAUUGUUGUGGUAAUAACAAUGUUCUAAAAUUAUGUGGGAUUGCAUAUUUCUUUAUUGGAAAACCAAAACAAAUCUUGGGGCAGUACUCCCAAAACCCCCACCGAAAUUUGUUUGCUUACAUACAUGUUGUAUUGGUGUUAUAUAUCCAGCAAGUUUUUCUCUUCAGACCCAAUAACACUGUUACCUGACACACACACAUCGUGGUUGGCACUACUGGACAGUGUUGUGUAACUCGUCCAUUAUUUUUAAUGCAAAUUUCUAACUUCACCAUGGUCCAAAGUGCACCAAAAAGUGCUCAUAAAGAAAUGAAGAU
Micropterus salmoides (largemouth bass) is the source of this 2768-nucleotide messenger RNA. RefSeq names its product coxsackievirus and adenovirus receptor homolog. The record is from RefSeq and is a predicted model, not a curated record. The transcript is spliced from 3 exons. Bases 950 to 1513 code for a protein of 187 amino acids. NCBI's taxonomy places the organism in Eukaryota, Metazoa, Chordata, Actinopteri, Centrarchiformes, Centrarchidae.